Messenger RNA from Episyrphus balteatus (marmalade hoverfly), 6052 nucleotides. It is a transcript of the gene Gp210, whose product is annotated as nuclear pore membrane glycoprotein 210. The record is from RefSeq and is a predicted model, not a curated record. The transcript has 24 exons. Lineage: Eukaryota; Metazoa; Arthropoda; Insecta; Diptera; Syrphidae. Bases 38 to 5812 code for a protein of 1924 amino acids. Gene Ontology annotation, cellular component: nuclear pore.
UUUUGGCAUUUGCACAUUGUAGUGUAAAGUUCGCGCCAUGGAUAAAUUUAAAAUAUUUUUAUUAAUUUUUUGCUUAUUUAACAUCACAUCAACAAUAAAUGCAACAAAAUUAAAUUAUCCACGUGUUCUUUUACCAAUAUUUGACAAAAUAUCUAUAAAUUUUACAUUAGAAGUUAUUGAAAAAGGUUGUUUUAAAUGGAUGUCAUCAAGACAAGAUCUUAUUCUUAUCACACCGCAAUAUGAUGAUUUUGAAAGUGAAUGCUCUUCCAAAGCUGUUGUCACAGUUUUGUCACGAGAGAGACGCCGAAAUACCGCCAUUGUAUUGGCUGAAGAUACAGCUACUACAGAAGUUUUACGUUGCGAUGUUAUUUUGGAUGUAAUUGAUCAACUGAGAGUGUUGACAACAACUAGAGAAUUGUAUCUGGAGGAAGCUCCAGAAACUUUUGAAUUAUGGGCUCAAGAUUCUCAGGGCAAUGCCUUUACAACUCUUGAAGGGGUUGAGUUUGAUUGGAAGAUAUCUCCAGUUGGACAAGAUGCUGUCGUUAGCAACGAUUGGCAGGCAGCUUUAAGGUUUUUAACAUUCACAGAGAGUAGUUAUCAUGAAGUGCCAAAGUCUUUGGAGAAGUUUGAAGCCCUUCAUAUGAAAGGUUACAUGGUUCUUCUUGAAGGUAUUAACACAGGAACUGCAAAGGUCACCGUCAGAAUUCCAUAUCCAGAAUACUCACACGUACCAAUAAACGAAGUUUACAUUAAUGUCUUGGCCAAUAUUAUUCUUGAUCCCUCAGAUGUACACAUCUUAGCUGGGGACACUGUCAAGUUCCGCAUAUUGCAAUUGAAGUUGGGAAAAUUGCAAGAAAUCUCACUUAACAAUCAGUACUUCCUACAGAUUGAGGAUACAGAUGUUGCCACUAUAAGUGGGAGUCAAGCAACUGGUUCAAAAUUGGGUAGGACAUUUGUUGUGUUGCGUGAUAGAAAUGUACCAUCUGAAGGUAGUUACACGGCCGAUAGUAAUGCACCGAAAUCGCCAGUUCCUAGAGCAACACUCACAGUUAGUGAGCCAAAGAAAUUGACGGUGAACUUGUUGCCACAUUACAAUUGGAUGACGGUUGAGGGAGAAAAACAUGAAAUCGCCGUCGAUGUCUACACAAAUGGUAACCAAAAAAUUACUCUUGGACCAAAAUAUGCUGUCACUUCUCAACUUGACGAAUCACUUUUUUACGUAUUGAAAAAGUCCCAGAACGGCAGCAGAAUUUACGGAGAAGCUGUUAAAGAAGGAACAACUCCUGUACAAGCUGCCUUUAAAGAUCUAACUGCCAAAGCAGAAUUACAGAUUUUCAAAGAGCUCCUUUUGGCUCCUUCCAAAGUCAUUCUUCCAUUCGAUCCAAAUGCACCAAAGUCACAAAAAUUACAAUUUCGCGCUACUGGUGGGGAUGGUUCUUACAUAUGGACAUCCCAGCAUCCUUCGCUAUUGCAAAUUUCACAAACUGGCUUAGCAACAACUCGCAUUGACAGUGAUUUAAAAUUGCCAUCGGAUACAUUCGAUGAACGUAGUAAAGCGAUUCUGACUAAUCACGCAUAUGUUCGCGUUGCUCUCGCAAGAAAUAUCAAAAUCUCACGAACAGCAGAGGUAUAUUUCCUUCCACCGGUCAAACUGGAGAUUGUUCAGUAUAACUUUGAAACAGCGCUGCGUGAUUAUGUGAAACUUCACUUGGCUGUUUAUGCCUUUGUCAAUAAUUCAUAUGUUCCAUUCACAAAAUGUGAGAAUCUCAAUUUCAAUCUUGAGUUCACCAAUCAAAUCUUCCAAAUUGAUUCGAUUAGAGAAGAGCUAGAUCCUCUAGCACCAAAUGCUUGUCAUAUAAUUUAUUUACGCAGUACUAGCGUUGGAACUACUCACUUUAGUGUGUCGUACAAAUUCAUGGAUAAACUUCUGAAAGAUGAAGCCACAUUAAUGGUUUUUGAAAAGCUCAACAUUCUUAACCCGAUUGAGAAUGAAAUAAUUCUGCCAAUUGGAUCUUCUCGGAAUCUUUUGUAUGCAAAUGGUCCACAGAAGAUCUUCACUUUAGCAGCAGAACUGACAAAGAAUCUGCAAUAUGACAAAGAAAUAGCUGAAGUAUCGGCCAUUGAAUUUGACUCUCCCAGAGAUAUAACUGCCUUUACUGUGCUUUGUCGCAAAGUGGGACAAACAACUUUGAAAUUUGAUGUCUUCAAUCAAAUGCAGGCUAAGAAUUUCCAACCUUACAUCUCCAACUACAUAACAACCAUCUACUGUGUUAAGCCAAGAUUUUUAAAUCUUUAUGCAACAGAAAAGCUUAGACAAAGCUGUCCCAUGGAAAUGAAGAACUCUCUGAUGCAUUUGAAGGACAAGGAAGAUAAGUUUGAGAUUGAAAUUGAAAUCCAAGAUGCUAAGAAUAGGAGAUUGAUGAAUAUUUCGUCUUUGCUGAUUGAAUGGCAAUUUGCACAAGAAGGCGAAAACUAUCACAAGGACAUAUUUUACUUCCGUGAAAGUGAUGAAGAAAUUGUGGAAGGUGUAAGACUUCCAGGCAAAGAAGUUCUCAUAAGUACAAUCAAAGAAGUUACCAGUAGUUUUAAAGUCAAAGGAAUAGUAACUAAUUAUGAUGGAGCUGUGUUGGCUAAACACGGAAUUACACCUGAAAGUCCAGCUUUUGGAAUUAAAAGGGCAAAAUCAGAGAAACUUACAACACCAAUUAUUGAAAAUGAAAUCAAAUUUAUGGCUGUUAAUAGUACAAUGUUCCCAUCGGAACAUAUUUCCAUAUUUAUAUCAAAGAAUCGACCACAUAAAGUGCCAAUUCAACAAGGAAGUGGUCAUUAUGAUUUUCAGGUUUCUGAAAAUGGAAUUGUUUCAAUUGAUUUUGAUGCCAAGAAAAGGGAAUUGAUUAUUACACCACAUCGUAUCGGACAUGUUCGCAUCGAAUUAACUGAUCUAUGCUUAAUGACAGAACCAGCUCAUUUAUCAGUUUCUGUUGUUUCAAUUGGUUCAAUUAAAGUCGAAGUUCCUGAUCGCGUUGAAAGAACAAAAUCUAUUGAUGCCAUUGUUAAAUUAUACGAUUCAAAUGAUAAUUUACUUCUCAUUGAUCCAUAUAAUUUACAAAUCUAUGAGCUAACUGAAGACAUUUUCAAUCCUAACAUUUUGAGUGUUAAACUUGGUGAUCAAUUAGAUCUUGAAUUAGGUGAAAUAAGAUAUACUGUUACAGGACUUUCACUUGGUGAAUCAAAAAUAGUUUUCAAUAGUGGACAUGGAGAAUUAUUGGUAUCAAGCAUUGCAAUGAAUAUUCAGGUUUUCCCACCAUUGAGGCUAUAUCCAAGAAACUCAACUAUGGUCAUUGGUUCCAGUGUCCAAAUAUAUUAUCUUGGAGGCCCACAACCGGAUAUUAAUAUUAUUUAUUCUGUUCAUGAUACAAAUGUCAUAUCAAUGGAAUCGGCUCUAGUCAUAGCAAGAAAGCUUGGUCGUACCAAAAUCACAGGAAAAUGCAUCAGCCAGAACCCAAGCAAUGGCAAAGAUGUAAUAAUUUCCGAAGACACUGUUGAGAUUCAUGUUGUGCCGUUGAUGAAUAUUCAAAUUAGAACUCCUCUUAUUCGAAUUAAGAGCGGCUCAGUUAUGCCUGCUUUUAUUUGGGGACUUCCUGAUCUAUCGCCAAUGGUUUUGGGAACGUUAGAAAACAUGCGUGUUAUUUGGUCCAGCAAUCAACCUGAUGUCCUCGAUAUUUACAACAUUUUCUCAGAAGCUGGAAUUGAAUAUUCUGAAAAAGAUUUAAUCUCGGUACGCAUCAAAGCCCUUAACCCGGGUAAAGCCAAAGUGCAAGCAACAGUCAUUUUACCAUCUGGACAAAGGCUCAUUGCUAGCGUCGAAGUUGUGGUUUUUAAAAUGCUUGAACUGGAUUCACCCAAACGGAUAACGAUGGACUCGAUCCUCAUUGCGCCACGUAGCACAAUACAAUUGAAGGCUAAUCUCGAUGACGUUGUCUACAAACCGGAUUCGGAUGCUGCCAAUGGAAUUGUCCGAGUAUCAUCGGAUGGCAUUGUCCGUAGUGGUGAUACCCUAGGACGAGAUUUGAUAAUUGCCCGCACCUAUGAACAAACUUUGCCAAUUGGCAUCGAAGUGAAAAACGUUCAAUACAUUCUAGCCUCACUGCAAUAUCCUUCGAUUAAAUUGAAACAAACGGAAGAGAAAAUCCCUCGUGGAAUGAAUUUUGUGCUGAAGGUUUCGCUUCACGAUAAUCUGGGCAAUGAAUUCUCUCACAAUAUCGAAGAUGUCAAUGGAAUUAAAUACGAUUUGUCGCACAAGGAUAUUGUUGAUGUACAGAUUGGAAAUAAUUUGACAGUUGCGAUAAAUCUUCCAAGAGAAACAAGCAACAUGAUUGCCAUUAGUCUGAAGGACACAACCGGAGUUAAGCAUGCUGAGGAUUACAUCAAACUGUCGGUUUUAGAAUCGGGAAAUAUCUUCCCAACUAAGACAAUCUUCUCUGUUGGUGACAUUAUCUGCUUCGAUUCACCUCUAACUGUGUCCUCGCAUUGGUCCAGUUCUGAUGAACGAAUCGUUUCGAUUGACAGGAAUACUGGAGUCGGAAAAGUCUUGGGAAAUCGAUUCAAAAUGGGCGAAAAGGUCGUUGUCACAAAUGGCGAUAAAACUGGUAGCUUCCUGAAGUUCGAUGUUGAAGUUCGUGAUGCCGAUAAGAUUGAGUUCUUCAAGUCUUUCGACAUAUUUAGUGGCACUUCGUAUCGAGGACAUCUAAUCGUACGCAAUCAUCUUCAAGUGGAUAAGUUCGCCAAUUUGAUUGCCAAAAAUAUAUCUAAAUGUUCAAACUUAAUUGAUAAAGUUCCCAUAAAGUUCUUCACGUGUCAUCUAACAUCGAAGCAACAACAACAAUUGGGCGCCUUGUUGUUGGACCAUUACAAGGUAAUGCCCUAUUUUGAUGCCGAAUUGGGAACAUAUGCAUGCCAAGUUGACUUGACGACAACUUUUAAUGAUGUUCUCAACAUUGUUAAAACGAAUGAAGUUAACUUUGAGCUUGAGGCUCGAUUGCCAAACGGCCUGACAGAUGCGAUAACGUUAAAGUUUGUUCCUGGCAUUCGAGUUACUCCAGGACAAAUGUACGUUUCUGAUAUUGGCCAACAAGACAUUAUAAUCACAGGACUGGAUAAAGUUCUGCAAAAGAUUGAGGUAAAACCAUCAGAUACAUCUAUUUUAGAAGUGAUUCCUCAAGCAAAAGUACACGGCUCAUUGCAAUACAAGGUGAAACAGUUGAACCAACUACCAACAGAGGAGCAAUUGUUUAUCUAUGUGCACUCACCAUUAACCCUGGAAGACAUUGAGAUACCAAUACUUGGAAUAAAUGCUCUUGAACAAAAAUGCUCCAAUCAGCCCUUCAGUAAUUCAUCAACGUUCCUAAUUAAGAUGGUAUCAAAUGUGGGACUUAUUAUCUCCGCAUUGAUUAUCCUUGCAGCAACAAUUUGGGUGCUUAUAGUUUGUACCCCGCAACGGAAGAACAGCACCAGCUACAGAACGGAUAUCAACUCUGAAGUGUUUUCAACUUCUGCAAAGAAUAAAUCUCUGAAUAGUAGCAGCAGUCCAAUGAUGACCGGCGGCAGUGGCGCAGGAGCAGGAAACAGUCCAGGAGGAUCCUUCACUCACAGGACAGCACAAGCAACCGACCAGAUUUAUCCCAAUUUGUCCUCGUACUAUGGUGAUUCUCGAAAUAUCCCUCAUGGUUUAUCGCCUGGUAAUGAAUCACCAGUUUAUGGAGAUACAACAUUGAUAUCACCGCAAAAAAGAAUAAAUCGACGUUAUAUUUAGUAUAUCCCAACAACUUAUACAUGGACUGUUCUUACAAUAAGACUAUAUAAAUGAGCAUCUAAAUAAUUAUAUUUAUGUUCUCCUGGUUGAAAGGGGUGGAUUUUGGUGGAGGGUUUGGUUUUUUUUGGGGACCACUUUAAAACUCUUUUAAAAAAACCCUUCAAAGAAGGAGAGCAUAUUUUUUGUAAAUAAUUAUGAUAUUAAUUUUUUUUCGUCCUAAUUUAAUUUUUUUGUUUCUUU